Plodia interpunctella (Indianmeal moth) is the source of this 4217-nucleotide messenger RNA. It is a transcript of the gene Cda4, whose product is annotated as Chitin deacetylase-like 4. Bases 1001 to 2443 code for a protein of 480 amino acids. Gene Ontology annotation, cellular component: extracellular region. Lineage: Eukaryota; Metazoa; Arthropoda; Insecta; Lepidoptera; Pyralidae. Gene Ontology annotation, molecular function: chitin binding. Gene Ontology annotation, biological process: carbohydrate metabolic process. The transcript is spliced from 12 exons. The record is from RefSeq and is a predicted model, not a curated record.
AGUGCAGUACUAGAUAGUACCAACCUAGGUACCUACAGUAAAAGACUAACAAAAACUCUAAUUAAAUUUCCACAUCAAUAGAACACUUCACCUGAUUGAAGGAGAGGUAAAUGUGAGUCGAAGUGACAUAUAAAAUUAUUAUGACCAGUACUAUUACUACUUACACGUAUAUAAAUUGCUUUUGCCGGCGCAAAACCUGUAAUUUGAGGUGAUAAAUUAUACGAAACAUAACAUACCUGUAUACAAGAUGUUUUAGCUUAACGGUAAAAUGUACUUGAAGUACGUUUUUUUACACAUUUUUGUGUAAAAUCUUGGGUAGCACUUUGUUGCUACUUUUUUAAAUAAUCCCCAGCCUAGGUAACUAGUAUGUACCAUAUACAACAUAGGUAGUUCGUUUUUCAAAAUCAAUCAUCUGUAAAAUUUAAAAAGAAAAUUAGACUAGAAACAUAUGUAUCUAUCUAAAUGCGCGGGAAUUUAAAGGUUAUCCAGUAGAUUUGAUAGUACUUAUUUUUAUCUAGGUAUAGAUUUUUUGAAAUUUUGUUUAUAUGUUGUGCCGUCGUGCCGUAGUAGUAAAUAUCUAAAACGUUGUUAUAAUGUGAAAGACAACUGAAGUAGCUAUGAGUAGGAAAAUAUCUAAGACAUUAUAACGUGAAAGAAAAUUAACAUAUAGUACCUUAUACUUGAUCCUUGUUUUAAGACAAAGACAUCAACGUGCAUGCGUUAAUUAGACAUAAGCGAAAAGUAUGAUUAUUAAUAAGGUGUUUGUGGAAUUCGCAUGAAUGUGUAAUAAUUUAUUGAAUAUAAUAUGUUAUGAUCAUUAAUGGCUUCAAUGAUUUAUAAUGUGGCUUCCUGAUACCUAUUUGUCGAAUGAAUCUAAUUAAUUUUGUUAAAUAAAUUUUGCAUAAUGAAACUGCCUUUUCGUAGUUAAUUAUAACUUCGGUAGGUAUUCAUGGUCAGAAUGAGAAAACAAAAAGUGUUAGCUUGAUGAAUUCAAGGAUAUAUGCGUGUCAUUGUCAUCCAUACAAGUCAGGACCAUGGAUUUAUGAGCUGUCAGAAAGACAAAGACAAAGAGGCGGAGGAGUUUGUCUGUCCGGAAGGAACCCAGGGGAACGGGAACUUUGCGGACCCGGCCACUUGCAGGCGGUUCUAUCAGUGCGUCGACGGCUACCCUUAUUUGAAUAGGUGUCCCUCAGGGCUUUACUUCGACGAUAUUAGCAAGUACUGUACCUUUAAAGCCGAGGCUAGGUGCGGACCUAUCGCCACAACGCCAGCGCCAAUAACAGAAGCCCCGACAGACCUGGCCACAAAAUGCGAUUUAGCCGCGUGUCAACUGCCCUACUGUUUCUGCUCCAAAGAUGGUACCAUCAUUCCUGGUGGACUGGAUCCAGAAGACACGCCCCAAAUGAUUAUGUUAACGUUCGAUGGCGCAGUCAACUUGAACAAUUUUGAGCUGUACAAAAAAGUCUUCAAUGGUAAAAUCAAGAAUUCCAAUGGUUGUCCUAUACGUGGCACGUUCUUCCUUUCGCACGAGUACAGUAAUUACGCUAUGGUGCAGUCUCUUGCUCAUGAUGGACACGAAAUAGCUACAGGAACUGUGUCGCAGCAACAAGGUUUGCAAGACAAGGGCUAUGAAGAGUGGGCUGGAGAGAUGAUCGGUAUGAGGGAGAUUCUGAAGAGGUUCGCCAACGUCUCCCGGAGCGACGUGGUGGGCGCCCGGGCUCCCUUCUUGAAACCCGGAAGAAACACACAGUUCAAGGUGCUGGAAGACUUCGGCUACAUCUACGACAGUUCAGUGGGCGUGCCCCCCUUGCCGAUCCCCGUGUGGCCGUACACUCUCGACUACAAGAUCGCGCACGAGUGCAAAUCGGGCACGUGUCCCACUAAAUCGUUCCCCGGUCUAUGGGAGGUGCCCUUCAACGCUCACUAUGUAGAAACGUUUGAGGGAGGACAUUGCCCCUAUCUGGACCAGUGUGUACUCCACAAUCACGAUUCGCAAGAGGUGUUGGAAUGGUUGCAAGAGGACUUCAGCAGGUACUAUGACCAAAACCGGGCUCCUUACAUGAUGCCGCUGCACACCAACUGGUUUCAAAUCAAAGAGCUCGAACGGGGCCUACACAAGUUUCUGCGGUGGGCAGCCAAUCUCAAAGACGUAUGGUUCGUGACGGUGACUCAGGGGCUGACGUGGAUGACUGACCCUCGGUCGGUGAAGGCCUUGACCAACUACGAGCCCUGGAGAUGCGACAACAAGGACCUUCCGCCAGCCCCCUGCAACCUGCCCAACAAAUGUGCCUUGUCAUUCAAACACCCAGAGACAAACUUCACUGACACGAGAUAUAUGGAAACUUGCAGCGAAUGCCCUAACCAGUAUCCAUGGCUUGGGGAUUCAGGUGGAACCGGGAUACCAGGGAAAGACAACUACAUACCGGACAACCUCAGGAAAUAGGUCAUUUUAGUUUUUAAUUAUUGUGUGUUACUGUGAUCACUUGAGAGUUUAUUUUGAAAAAGAAAAAAUUGUCACAUACUAAAUAUUUUUACGGUCAGUUUAUUUCUUAUAGUUACGCUUCAAGUAUAGUAUACAUUUUCUGUGCCUUCCCACUUCCUACUGACAUUAUGAGUAUGUGAGUAUGUUUGUUUCUUCUUCAAGCUCAAACGGCAGGGCCAUUUUUUAUAUAAUUUGAUAUUCAGGAAGCUGAUAGCUUAGAUUAACACAAAGAAAAAAUUAAACUUUAGAUUAACACGUAUGGUACUUUUUAUGCGAAAGUAAGCGAUUCCUGUAGGAUUUGGUAAAAAAAUCGAUGGCUCUACUGUGCAUAAAAACUUAGUAUUUUUACAAUAAUUAAGCGGGUAAUACCGCAGUUUAUAACUUACAAUCUUCUCUUUCCAAUGGAACGUACUAAUUUUCUAAUUCGAUACACCCUCAUGAUAUAUAUUAUCGUUUGAUAACGAAUAAGUAUAAUAUUUAAAAAAUUCAUUAGUAAUUAUUCGUUGUAUUUAUAUUUUGUAAAAAUAAUUGUCGACACAAAAGGGAACGUAUAAUUAAAAAGUUAUGGAACGUGAUUGAGUGGUUCUGUAUUGGAUGGAAAUUAACAAUUUUGAACACGAUUUGGAAAUUCAUACUGUUCAAUGCAAUGUGUCAAGAGUAUUAAUAUUAUACGUUUUAUGUGAUGAUGUUAAUAUAUCAAAGCAUUUUUAGCACAGGUUGUUAAUAGGUAAAUUUAAAAAGUUUGAAUUACCUACAUAUUUGUGUAUUGUUUUUUUAUACCUAUCUAAUACCGAUUUCAUGUUAAGUGCCAUUGUCGUCACAAGGUUUGUAGGAAUAAAUAUAUUAACCUUGUCUCACAAUUAUCUUUUAUUGUUUUCAUUGAGAAAGUGGAGAAGUCACUUUCAUGAUCAUAUUAUAUUGCCAUUUAUUGGUUUAAAUUUCCUCGUCCGAAGGGAUGCCCAUUUUAAAAUUAAAAAAUUAUUAAUUUAUAUCAAACAGUGGUGUUAGUUUUGGCUUUUGAAUGAAAUAAAUUUGUAUCUGUGAGUAUUAUUGUAAUUAAUCAGAGGCCAUAACAAUUGGAUAUUUUACUGCUCUCAAUCUGAUUACAGUAAUAAUGUACUCUGUUUGUGCUUUUGUACAUACUUUAUCCUCUAUAAUGUAAGUGUAUCAUUUUAUAAGUGACUAGUCGUCGCAAAUCAACUAAGUAUUAAUGCAGGCUAUACACUACCGGCAAACCGUUCGCCAAAGUUUCGACGGAGUCCACGUAAAUUUCUGGUUAUAUUCGUAUUCCUCAUGGCUGACUCGUGGUCAUUACGUGGAAUUAAACACACAUACCUUUCUUGGCAUUGGAGUGGUUUGCCAUUGCCUACUCCAUUUCACACACUAUGUUAAUAAUCAACCAGUGUGCAGGUUUCCUCACGAUGUUUUUCUUCGCCAGAAGAAAGUGGUGGUCGAUGAAAACUACUUAGUAUACAUGAGUCAGAUUGGUGUAUACAAACUCAUGGGGGCACGAGUAGGAACGAAUGAACCUGGACCUUUCGAUCUACAGGCGGACGUCUUAACCAUUAUUACAUCACCACAGCUUCUGGUUAUUCCUUGCAGUAAAACAAAAAUCACAAACUACGCACUGUACGUUCAUUUGCUUCGGCAUCUGUCCGAGUUCGCCGAUAGUGUAUAGCCGGUAUUUGAUUUAAACUUAUUUUAUAAAUAAAUAUGUAAAAAUAUGUAGUAAAAA